CUGUCAAGACUCAAUCAAAACCCAUGGACGCCAGAGAGCAAAACCGGCAUCAACUCUUUCAAGCACCAAACCAAACAUUUUCUAACGCUGUACGGGAAAACCCACGGCUUGCUGACAUCCCACGAGAUUUUAGACAAGGUGCUCUAUUGGAACUGCGAGUGGUUAACACGGCCGAAUUAUGCCAUUAGCGAGCUCGCAGAUACUCUGUAUGCCAACCUUGCAACACUCGCCGAAUAUAAAGACAAGGUGUUCACAAGGCACGCCGUGGACCCUUUGCUGAACAAAGCUCGACCCAUCAGGACAGUCCUGCAAAGAUUCAACAAAAAAGAUUCUGCGACUGCCGAAGAACCGGAUGAACGCGAUCUGGCCGAUUUCAUGAAAUUUAUUGAGGACAACACGCUGAAGAGUCUCUGCAAACACCUAUUCGCGGCAUCCGGCGCAAUGUUCUCCAUAGCCACGCACAUCAUGACUCUAGAAACACUAUUCAGCCAACCGGCUGAAUACGUGAAGAGACACCGCGAAUCGCCGGAAGUCCAAUCUUUCAAACAGAAUCCAUCACGGGAGUCGAUGGUUGCAUAUAUAGCCUCUCAGACACUAAUUCACACUGAGAUAGUGCCGGAAGAAGAACAGGGCGGCAGCAUUUGGGACACUCUCACCCAAAGAAGUUCUACGCAACAAACGCGCCCAACUGCUACCUUUUGGGAUGCUGUACAAGAAACCGUUGAUGAUGACGAAGCC
Porites evermanni is the source of this 738-nucleotide messenger RNA. The record is from the annotation of a GenBank genome assembly. NCBI's taxonomy places the organism in Eukaryota, Metazoa, Cnidaria, Anthozoa, Scleractinia, Poritidae.